Betta splendens (Siamese fighting fish) is the source of this 1729-nucleotide messenger RNA. RefSeq names its product RAS-like, family 12 (gene rasl12). The record is from RefSeq and is a predicted model, not a curated record. Lineage: Eukaryota; Metazoa; Chordata; Actinopteri; Anabantiformes; Osphronemidae. The transcript is spliced from 5 exons. The coding region runs from base 784 to 1668 and encodes 294 amino acids. Gene Ontology annotation, molecular function: GTP binding; GTPase activity.
CCAGGUUGGUCUGUUUUUAAGGUUUAGACACAUCAUCGAAGCAGCGGCAUUAAUGACUUAACUUUGUAGUUUUAGUUCACAUUUGCAGUUUUCACACAUCAUUAAUGCAUUUCACUGGUUGAACAACAGAUGCUCUCCUCAUGAAACUUUAACAGGCAGGAAGGUCACAGUAUUGUCAGUCUGUGGUGUGAAUGUGAUGACAGUAGCUUAAACCAGGCGAUCACACUGCAGGACACGAGCAGAGGGUAAAGUACAGUCAUGCAGCCUCAACACACUGUGCUUAAAAUACAGUGUGUUGUUCCAUAGUACAAGUACCACAAAUACUGUUCUCAGUAGAAACAGUCCAUUAAGCCGUGUCUAAAUACUUACAACAUGUCUUUGUGCUUUAUUUGCUAACACACAACACAGUUCUAUCUACCAGCUUUUGUAAGAGUUAAUGAGCAGAACAGAGAUCCAGCUCUAUCUGUCCGCGUCUACACUUCCAGCUAAGUGAAUGUUUCACUGCAGGUCUGACAGGCUUGGUUUGAAGUCUUUUGCCUAAAAUGGAGAGGGUCAGAGCAUCAGUUGCAUGCGAGACUGUUUUUCUUCUCUCUCCCGAGAGCCGUUGAAUCGCAUAGUGACCGCAGCGCUGGGUCUGGAGCACACUGUAACAGCCCUCUGUGCUCCGUGGAGGAGACUUUCGUUCUUACAGCGUUCGCCCGCAAGGAAAACAAAUGAAACGGAGCAUGGAGUGGCUUCGCAGCCUUCCUGCAGAGGGAUUUGUUCUCGUUUGGUUUUUGCUGAAUGGGAGCGUGGGCGGCUGUCAGCAGUAGGAAGCUCCUGCUUGGAGGAACUACAGUGAUCAUGUCAUCGGUGUUUGGGAAGGUGAACAGAUGCCCCGCUGAGUGUAACCUGGUGCUGCUUGGGGCCAUGGGCUCAGGAAAGUCAGCGUUGACGGUGAAAUUCCUCACCAGGCGCUUCAUCGGUGAAUACGACCCGUAUCUAGACGAUAUCUACUCGUCAGAGGAGGUUGUGGACCGGCAGCCUGUGACAGUGAGAGUGAUGGACACUUGUGACAAGGAGGGUCCAGUGAACAGCGAGCGGUACCUGUCGUGGGCCAACGCCUUCCUCGUGGUCUACAGCAUCGACAACAUGGAGAGCUUUAAGGGCUGCCAGCUGUAUCUCCAGACGCUCGCCCUGAACAACAAAACCUUCAGCCCUCAGACUCCCAUCAUCCUGCUGGGCAACAAGCUGGACAUGGACAGAUACAGGCCGACAAGUGAGUCAGAGCGACGCCAGGGCCGUGGCGUCUCGCUUCGGCUGCUUGUUCUUCGAGGUGUCCGCCUGCCUGGACUUCCUGCCGGUGCAGCGCGUCUUCUACGAGGCCGUGAGGCGGUCGAGGCAGGCGCUGGGCCGCGGCCGCCUGGUGCCGGCGGUCUGCGCGAAGGAGGACAAGGCGCUGCCGGAGGCCCCCUCCUUCACCACCCCCUGCUACAAGGAGCUGCCCGCUCCGGCCACCGCCAAGCUGGUGACCGUGAAGACGUCCAGGGCUCAGAGCAAGAGAAGAGCCCCCACGCUCACGCUGCUCAAGGGCUUCAAGAUAUUUUGACUGAUGAUGAGCGCUUUGCCCCGGAGGGUUCAUCAUCUUUUAUAGGUUUCAGUUACUGUCCAAGAACAAUGUCUGAAUAGAGUAAUUACGCACUUCUCUGAUGGAGCACAGCACUUUCUAAAUAAAGCAAACUAGAGUCUU